Peromyscus eremicus (cactus mouse) is the source of this 987-nucleotide messenger RNA. RefSeq names its product alcohol dehydrogenase 6. NCBI's taxonomy places the organism in Eukaryota, Metazoa, Chordata, Mammalia, Rodentia, Cricetidae. Gene Ontology annotation, biological process: retinol metabolic process; retinoic acid metabolic process. Gene Ontology annotation, cellular component: cytosol. The transcript has 6 exons. The record is from RefSeq and is a predicted model, not a curated record. Gene Ontology annotation, molecular function: all-trans-retinol dehydrogenase (NAD+) activity; zinc ion binding. The coding region runs from base 1 to 987 and encodes 328 amino acids.
AUGGCGGCCGCAGGAAUCUGUGGUACAGAUAUAAAAAGUCUGGAUGACAAAAAACUUGCCCAGUUUUGCCCCAUCAUUAUGGGCCAUGAAGGAACCGGCAUAGUCGAGAGUGUGGGGGAAGGAGUAAGCACGGUGAAAACAGGUGAUAAAGUCAUCAUCUUAUGUCUACCACAAUGUGGAGAAUGUAAAACUUGCCUCAAUUCCAAGAACAAUAUUUGUAAGGAAGCUAGACUAUCAGGGACACAUCUGACGUCUGAAGGCAACAGCAGAAUUACCUGCAAAGGAAAGACAGUGUAUCAAUAUAUUACUACGGGCACCUUCUCUGAAUACAUAGUCAUAAAGGAAAUCUCAGUCGCCAAGGUUGAUGAAGAUGCUCUUCUGGAGAAGGCAUGCAUAAUUGGCUGUGGGUUUGCCACUGGCUUUGGCGCUGCAAUCAACUCUGCCAAGGUGUCUCCAGGCUCCACCUGUGCUGUGUUUGGCCUCGGAGGUGUUGGCCUGUCUGUCAUCAUUGGCUGUAAAGCAGCAGGAGCAGCCAGGAUCAUCGCUGUGGACACCAACAAAGACAAGUUUGCAAAGGCCAAGACAGUGGGUGCCACUGAGUGCAUAGACCCACAAGACUUUGAGGAACCCAUUCAGAAAGUCUUAUUUGGUAUGAUGAAUGAUGGAGUAGACUUCACAUUUGAGGUCACUGGAAACCCAGAAACAGUGGCAACUGCCCUGGCCUCCUGCCACAAGGAUCAUGGAGUCUGCGUGAUUGUUGGAUCAAUAGCAUCUUGGAUACAACUCAACAUCAAUAGUCAGUUGUUCUUUUCGGGACGUACUCUAAAAGGGUCAGUUUUAGGAGGCUGGAAAACCAAGGAUGAAAUCCCUAAGCUGGUUUCUGACUAUACGGCGAAGAAGUUUAACCUAGAUCCACUGAUUACCCACACCCUGACUCUCGAUAAGGUCAAUGAAGCAAUUCAGCUCAUGAAAAACGGGCAAUGGUAA